UCGUCAAAUUGUAAACAGUAGGAUGAGUGAAGCAUUCAAACUGAGUUGUGAAAUGUGAUAAAUCAAAUUGAGAAUGGAAUUUGACGAGGUUAAAUAUCAAUUUUCUUUUUUGUAAACUAAAUUAGUAAAUUUAAUUAAUUAUUCCAAAAAAAGUUCCAAGAAAUUAAAAAAUACAAAUGAAAAUAUAAAACGAUAUUAUUUUCCUCAAUAAGAAAUUUAACAAAGAUAAUUUUCACAAAAUGUCUAAAUACAAUUCCAUCUGACACUCGAAUAUUAAAAAUUUAUUCUGAGAAUGACGAUUUCAAGGGGUAAAUCUUUGGGAAAUACUGAGAAUCGUUGUCGACAGUGUAAAAAAUUGUUUUGCUGUUCAAAUUGUCGAUUGGCGCACGAGCAAAAAAAUCAUUCGCCCCAGGAAAUAAAGUGUCCAAUUUGCUGUUCGAAAAAACUCCAAAUAAAUGGAGAUGAAAGUCACGAGUUCAUUUGUCAUUUAGUUUUUCAUCAUUUACCGCUUCUUUGUCGUCUGUGCGGUCAGUCGUUUCAAACGUGUGAAGAUUUGAAAAUUGUUCAAAAGUGCGGUUGGUGGAAAGAGGAGAAUUCUCGUCGUGUGCUGAAAAUUUUAGAAGAUACUUUAUCGCCGACAACAACGUCGGAAUUAGACGUUAAUAAUUUUAUUGAUUCGUGCAAUAAUAAUAGAAAAAGUGUUUCUCGGAGUAAGGAAAGAAGCGGCAGUCAUCGUUUCGUGACAUUGAAUUCACCUCCGGUGUUGAUUAGAAAUACGAGCACGCCGAUGAUCAGCAGUUGUUUGAAAACGAAUUUUGAAUUGAGAAAAUCAAAUUCAAUAAGUUUACAUCUAAAAACGCCGAGGAAUUUUUCCCCAUCAUUAGAAGAUACGGAGACUCAACAAUAUUUGGAUAACAACGAAUUUCAAAAGUGCAAUUCUGAUUCUGUAUUCAACAGUGGGCGAUACAAUUCCCAAUCGAAAUCGUUUAUACAGAGCGGCAGUUCCGAGUAUUACACCUGCGACCAACAGGACUCUAGAAGAAGAUUGUCUUCACUAUCGAAGGUUGAAGAGUUUUCGGAACCUCGAAGUCGAAUAAAAAAGGAAGUAAAACAAUUAAAGAAAACAGUCCGAUUUUCCGACCGAUUCUCCCAGGAAAUCGAAAUGGCCGAGUACGAGGAAUUCUUCGAAGCUCAGGAAAGUCUCUCCGAAAUAUCACAAAAAUUCCUCGACGACGACGACAAAGAAAUAUCAGUCAAUCACGUUGAAUCAACAUUCGACGACAGUGACAAUCGCGACAAUAGAAUAAAUUUCGAAAAGGAAAAUAAAAUCUUCCUAGAGGAGAGCAGUAUUUAUACAGAGGAAAAUAGAGGACCGUCGGAAAGUAAUAGCGCUUCGGAAAAUAUUUCCCUAAUGAUCAGGAAUGUUCACUUAAAUGACAAUAAUGACAAUCGAUUGGAAGGCGUUGUAAAUGCAAAUAGUUUACAAAAGAAAAUGUAUUCAAUGAAAAACGUCUAUUUAAAAGAAAAUGUCAAUUUUUUUAACGAAUCAAAUGUUUAUUCUCAACCGAACGAAACGAGCGACGAUGAGAAUAAAGAAAAUGAUCAUUCUGAUUCAUCGAAAGGAAGUUCGAAAAUCUCUCAACAAGCCGAAUCUUCUCAAAUUGUCAUGAUGGUCGUCGUGAAUAAUGCGUCACGAUUUUCAAGAACAGAUCUAGUGCCUCUAAUUGAUUCGGAACUGAAAAAAUUAGAGGAAUCAUCAUCGAUGAGCACUGUUUACAAUUCAAUAUCAAGUCAAUCGUCAUCUCAGGAAGAAAAAUAUUCAGUGACUAAUUCUCAACUCAGAAGAAAAUCCACAACCUCAGUCAACAGUUAUUUCUCCAUCGCGAGUACCGAAUGUUUCUCAACGCAAAAUGAUUCUGCCUCAAGUAACGAGAAAGAAAAUACCACCUAUGAAAAUGAGGAAUCUUCAAAAUCCGAUGGAAUUCUUUCGGCAAUGGCAAGAGUCGUGAGAAAUGCUUUAAAAAAAUUACCAGGAGGGAGUAUAUUACAAGAAUCAAGUGAAUCCACAAUUGAAAAAUCAAAUUCAUCUUUAGCGGAAUCAACAUCAGAAACAUUGUCAUUAUCAUCAUCGACGAAUUCACCACCGAGUUCUGAUCAAAGUGUAAAUAAUCUUACAAGUAAACGACCCAGAGAUGCAGUAUCGCAUUCUACAAUAAUUCCCAAUCCCACUUUACCCAACGAAGACAGAAGUCCAAUUGCAAAACGCCAACGUGGAUGGUAUAAAUAUAAAGUAAGAGCUAGACCUCCAAUAGCUCGAAUGAGGAAAAUUCAAGUCACAUCGCCCAAAGGAAUUUCUUCCGAAACACAACGGUUUCAACAAGGCUCUCUUUCUGUCGGAAGACUAAAUACCAUCAUUCCUCUUCCCUCCAGAGCACACCAAUGCACUCAAACGGAGAAAUAAAAUUUUUCCCUAAUUUUCCCAAUUGAAUUCUAAAUUGUGAUUUAGAUUUCCCAUAUUUUUCUCUCUCGACAAUAUUUUCUUACGUUUUUUUUAACAAAAAAAAGAGAAUUAUAUUUUUGCAUGCAUGCCUUUUGAUAAUUUUGGAAAAUGAAAAUAAUUAGUUUUACUAAAGUAUUCUGUGAAUUGGAAUUGAAAAAAAAAGUUUUAAAAGGGAAGAUUUAAUAUUUAAAAUGUUAAACUUAACUGUGUGUUUCUUUAUAAGCAUAAAAUAUUUUUGUAAAAUUUUGUAAUUAUUUUAUUUCUACGUACAAUAAUUUAUAUUAUUAAAUAUUUGAACAUAUGUUAUUAAAUUACUUGGACGUUAAAGAUUUGAUUAUUAUAUAAAACGAUUUCGUCAGAAAUAUUAUUUAUUUGGAAGAAUUUCUUUUUGAUCAAAAAAAGUAAAAUAAUGCAGCAAAUCAAAUGACAAAUUGAAAACUGAUAAUUAUAUUUAUAAAAAACUUGCAUUAGUCACAAAAGAAUGUUAAUAAAAAUAAAUUUAUUCGUGAAA
This is a messenger RNA of Leptopilina heterotoma, 3011 nucleotides long. RefSeq lists its product as uncharacterized. The transcript is spliced from 3 exons. NCBI's taxonomy places the organism in Eukaryota, Metazoa, Arthropoda, Insecta, Hymenoptera, Figitidae. The coding region runs from base 293 to 2461 and encodes 722 amino acids. The record is from RefSeq and is a predicted model, not a curated record.